Molecule: messenger RNA, 936 nt
Organism: Nannospalax galili (Upper Galilee mountains blind mole rat)
Lineage: Eukaryota; Metazoa; Chordata; Mammalia; Rodentia; Spalacidae
Product: olfactory receptor 4S2-like
Exons: 1
Coding region: 1-936 (311 amino acids)
Biological process (GO): G protein-coupled receptor signaling pathway
Cellular component (GO): membrane
Molecular function (GO): olfactory receptor activity; G protein-coupled receptor activity
Source: RefSeq, a predicted model, not a curated record
AUGGAAAAAGUAAAUAAUGUAACUGAAUUCAUCUUCUGGGGACUUUCUCAGAACCCAGAUGUUGAGGAAGUGUGCUUUGUGGUGUUCUCCUUCUUCUACACUGUCAUUAUUAUUGGGAACCUGCUCAUCAUGCUGACCAUCUGCUUGGAGAAUCUUUUGAAGCUGCCUAUGUAUUUCUUUCUGAAUUCUUUAUCUUUUGUUGACAUAUGCUUCUCUUCAUCCACAGCACCGAAGCUUAUUGCUGACCUAUUAGUGAAGAAGAAAACAAUCUCCUAUGGGGGGUGCAUAUUACAACUCUUUGGGGUUCAUUUCUUUGGUUGUACUGAGAUCUUCAUCCUUAUUGUAAUGGCAUAUGAUCGCUAUGUGGCCAUCUGUAAACCCCUCCACUAUAUGACUAUCAUGGACCGGGAGAGGUGCAAUAAAAUGUUGCUGGGAACAUGGCUGGGUGGAUUCUUGCAUACAGUUAUUCCAGUGGCUCUGGUGCUCCAGCUCCCCUUUUGUGGACCCAAUGAGAUUGAUCACUACUUCUGUGAUGUGCACCCUGUGUUGAAACUUGCUUGCACAGACACACAUAUCAUUGGUGGUGUUGUGACAGCUAACAGUGGUACCAUUACGCUGGGCAGUUUUGUCAUCUUGUUAAUCUCCUACACUAUCAUUCUGGUGUCUCUGAGGAAGCAGUCUGCAGGAAGCAGGCGCAAAGCUCUGUCCACCUGUGGUGCACACAUCGCUGUGGUCAUCAUCUUUUUUGGUCCCUGUACUUUCACAUACAUGCGCCCUGAUAUUACCUUUACAGAGGACAAGAUGGUGGCUGUGUUUUACACUAUUGUCACGCCCAUGUUAAAUCCUAUGAUCUAUACCCUGAGAAAUGCAGAAGUUAAGAAUGCAAUGAAGAGACUGUGGGGAAAAGCAGUGUCCUGGAAAGGUAAUGGGAAAUAG